This is a messenger RNA of Trichobilharzia szidati, 2762 nucleotides long. The record is from the annotation of a GenBank genome assembly. NCBI's taxonomy places the organism in Eukaryota, Metazoa, Platyhelminthes, Trematoda, Strigeidida, Schistosomatidae.
AUUCGCGUGAAUACAAAUUGAAAGGUCGCGAGGGAUUUCAAAAUAUGACCAGUGAAGGGAUUCCCGUUUCAUUAGGAAAGGUUACUCCGCCCUCUGUCGAUGAUUUCAUUUUGUUAAAACCCAUUAGUAAAGGAGCAUUUGGGUAGUUCAACAGUUUUUUCCUUAUGUUUUUGAAGUAAAGUGUUUCUGGGUGCAAAGGCCAACAAUUUAGACCUCGUUUAUGCUAUUAAAAUAAUGUCCAAAGAAGAAAUGAAAAAGAAAAACCUUGCAGAAAAAGUUACAUGCGAGCGAAAUGCCCUUGCAAUCAGCAAAUGUCCUUAUAUUGUCCACUUGUACUAUUGUUUACAGACUGUCAGCUAUGUUUACCUGGUCAUGGAGUAUCUCAUUGGUGGGGACUUAAAGUCGCUGUUAUUAGUUAUGGGUUGUUUGCAGGAGCAUCACGCUGCUAUCUACACUGUUGAAAUUGCGAUAGCCUUGGAGUAUCUCCAUAAGCAUGGGAUUAUUCACCGUGACCUAAAGCCAGAUAACAUACUAAUUGAUUCCAAAGGGCAUUUGAAGCUAACAGACUUUGGUUUGUCUACACUUUUGUGGAAACAUCCCUUACAGCCUAGUGAUGUUUUGAAUACGCCUUCUGUGGUCCCAUUACCUGAUCACUACUAUCGAACACCUGGUCAACUUAUUUCUCUAACUACUGAACUGGCUUUUACUAGUACACCUAGCAUGAAUAAAACGCAAGAGUUUCAAGAAAGAUAUCCAUCAACCAUACAAUAUGACAAAACGGAACCUUGUUUUUCUACAUCGAAUUGUUUGCCUGGCAGAAAGUACUCAUCUCCGAAUAUCAACCGAUCAAGUUUACUUCAUAAAUCUCCUUCAGAACUUUCUUUGAAGUCAAUUACUGUUUCAGCUAAGAAAACAACAAAUGCAUCAAAUCAACAACAUCUGGGUACUUUACGAAGAUGUAAAAGUUCCAGUGUCCUAGAAUGCAGUGGUAACAGUUAUAGCGAAUCUUACAAACCUUCGGAUCAUCGACGUUUAAUUCAUUGGUCGCCAAUUACAGGGUCACCAGUUAUUGAAAGCACUUGUCGAAGUUUGGAUGCAUCAGAAAGUCAUUUAGAUGAGUUGCGGUUAUCUACCUGUAGUUUGGCUAGUUCAGUCAAUCUUGAUUAUGAAUCAUUUGAAAGUCAAAUUUCAUCUAUGAAGACGACAUCUUAUACACCUAUGAGGUUGUCUACUAGGAGUAAGACAAGUCACAACAACAAGUCAGAAAUGCUUAGAAAUUCUAAUAACACAAUACAGAAAAAUCAUUCAUUGGUGAAUGAAUCAAAUGAAACACCUCCAAGUUUACAACUUGUUUCUUUAAAUCAAGACAUGAAAGAAAUGGCAGUGAAUUCAAAUUCAUGCAACAGUUCAUCAUCAUCAUCAUCGUAUCGGUAUAAUGAUGAAAAUGAACCAAGGGUGUUCGAGGAUUCAUUCUACUCUGCAAAAAGUGAUCUUAUUCCUGAGCCUACUUCUCCUGUGUCUAAACGGAGUAAUUUCCUAGAAGAGAGAUUAUCACCACAUGAAAAACUCAGACUCUGUCAAUUGCUUCACUCACCAAUACCUCAUUGUCAUCUAGGCUAUAAUGAUCCUUAUUGUUUAACUGACAUAAAACGCAAAACGUCUUUGUCUAUGCGUGAAUGCAUGUCUUCGCCAAUUUCGCAAAAACCAUCUUUAAAUUUUCCAAGUCACCCUUCUGCUUCAAUUGUUAAAACUCCGGUGUAUCCAUCAACUCGAAAUCUUCAGCUAUCUAUACCAGAUAAUGUACCAUUGAAAUCUGCUGCAUCAUUUAUGACUCCUCCUCAUCAAAUAUUGUCUUACACCCCCAUCACCACCACCGCCACCAUCUCCACCACCAAGUCAUUGUGUCCUACAACUUUAUCUCCUAUCAAUGAACAUAAAUCGAUAAAAGAUAACUUCAAUAAUUCCUCAGAUAAUCAUUCUCCAGCAAUUAAUUCAAUGCAUAUUGCUACAACAGAAUCACUGAAGCAUACCUCAUCUCCACAAAGUUUAUCUAAUCGUCUGUUAGGUACACCAGAGUAUUUAGCUCCAGAAUUAUUACUUCAUCUAUAUUCUAAAGAUGCAUGUGAUAGUCCAGCAGUUGAUUGGUGGGCAUUAGGUGUUAUAUUAUUUGAAAUGUUAACCAGUACAACACCAUUUGCAGAUGAUACUGUCGAGAAAGUAUUUCAUAAUAUACUCAGUUUAGAUAUACAAUGGCCUGUUGUUAUCUCAGAUUGCUCGGAUAACUCAAAUAGUGCAUCCUCAUCGCCAUCGCAAUCACCAUUGCCGUCAUCCUCAUCACCAUCGCAAGAUAAUCCUAUCCUUUCACAAUCAGCUGUCAAGUUGAUUACCGGUUUAUUAUCUUAUAAUCCUGUUGAUAGACUUGAAGUUGCCAGUCAAUUGAAGACGUAUGAUUUAUUAAAACCAGUUGGUGAUUGGAAUAAUUUGCAUAAUAUUGAAAUGCCUUUCAUACCUCAUCCGGAUAAUUCAAUGGAUACAUUUUAUUUCGAUAUCCGUAAUCAAUACAAUGCAUAUACUGAAGAGGAUUUACGUGUGCCUGUAACCUGAUAUCUGUAAUAGACUGAUGAAUAUUAAUUAAUUUUACUGUGUACCUUAUUAUUAUUAUUAUAUAUUUUAUAUCCUACACUAAGUGACAUUUAUUUAUUUAUUAUUCAAGUAUUCAUUUUAAUUUCAUAGUAUGUCUUUGUACCUCUUUUCCUGUUCCC